This is a messenger RNA of Macrobrachium nipponense, 1604 nucleotides long. RefSeq names its product m7GpppX diphosphatase-like (gene Dcps). The record is from RefSeq and is a predicted model, not a curated record. Gene Ontology annotation, biological process: deadenylation-dependent decapping of nuclear-transcribed mRNA. Gene Ontology annotation, cellular component: nucleus; P-body. NCBI's taxonomy places the organism in Eukaryota, Metazoa, Arthropoda, Malacostraca, Decapoda, Palaemonidae. Gene Ontology annotation, molecular function: RNA 7-methylguanosine cap binding; hydrolase activity. Bases 250 to 1260 code for a protein of 336 amino acids. The transcript has 8 exons.
UUUACAAGCCAUAAAAUGUGCCGACUAAAGACCGCCGUUUUAUUCUUCAAGGUUUAAAAUAAAGAGAAGAAGAAAGGGGAAGCCGGAUGUUUGGUGUUUACGUUCUGAGUUUGAAGUAAACAGUGUUGUUUUGAAUGUGUUAAAUUGAGUAUACCUAAGUGACAUAUUAAAACUGGCUUAUUUUAGUUCAUCAUCAAUCUAAGAAAUUUUGCAGAGAAGGGAUUGGCAUCUCAGUUCACCUCUAGGAAAAUGUCUGAAAGUGCCAACAAGGAAGAUUUGCCUCCAGCAAAGAAGAUGAGAACUGAAGAGGGUAAUGGUCAUUUAGAUGGCAGUGUUGAUCAUGGCACAUCAGGUACUGACAAAGAAGGUCAUCGUUUUACUUCCUUUGAAGGUUUUGAAGUUGCACAAAUUUUAAACAAUAAUGAAGUAAACGGAUCUUUGGCCUUCCAGGCAAAGCUGAAAGGGAAGGAGGGGACAGCUGUUGUUAUGUUGCAGAAACUACCUUUUAAUGCAGAAAAACUUCCCGAAAUGUUGACAGAUGAGACAAAACUUCAGGAUUUAUUUGAAAAUGAUGUAUACCAUAACAAAAAAGUAUUACUCUCUCCUGAACUUAAUGAAGUGAAAGCAACAAUAGUCUAUCCGGCAGAAGAAAAGCACAUUCUGCGAUUUGAGAAACAAGAAUCUUCUUUUGUAAAUGAGACUCCGGAACUCUACAGAGAAGUUACCAAGCCUUUUAUCGAGUCCAGUUCCUUUAGUAAACAAUGGAUCUAUAACAUACUUGAACACAAGCAAGAAGUGGAGAGAAUUGUAUAUGAAGAUACAGAUCCAGAAAAUGGCUUUAUUCUUGUACCUGAUUUGAAGUGGACAGGAGAGCAGGUGGAGAACUUGUACUUGCAAGCUAUUAUUCAUCGGAGGGAUAUUACCUGUAUCCGUGACCUCAGAGCUUGUCAUAUUCCGUUACUGAAGAAUGUGUUAAAUAAAGGGAUGGCAGCAAUUGAAGAAAAGUAUGGCAUUCCAUCUCACAAGCAGAGAGUGUUUCUGCAUUACCAGCCAUCCUACUACCAUCUUCAUUUCCACUUUACUGCUCUGUCAUUUGAUGCUCCAGGAACAUGGGCUGGUAAAGCACAUCUCUUGUCAUCUGUCAUUAGCAACCUUGAAAUGUGUGGGGAUUAUUACCAGAAAGCUACAUUGCCUUUCACAAUUAAAGAUAACCAUCCUUUACGGCUGAAGUUCGAAGAAAAGGGACUCUUUUCUAAAUAGGAAUCACAAGCCUCAUGAAGCCAGUGCGCCAAAUUAUAUCUUGUGGUUUAACAGAAGAUUUUGUAUUUUGUACCAGAUAUUGAAGACCAUGUCCGUCCUCCUUUCAUUUUAUAAUUAUCCAUGCUACUGAAUUAUGAAUGAUUGAAAUGAAAGUAGUACAACAUGAAUAUGAAGGUAAAAUAUACAGCAUUUGAUUUUAAUUCUGUUUCUUUCAUGGUACAUUAGUAAUCAUAAAGAUUUAAAUUUUUCCAAUCAUCUUAAAUACUUUAUAUUUUUUAAAUGCUUUACACUUGUUUAUAAAUACUGUUUUGAAGAUGUCAACCCAAUAAACUCUGAAAACCUUA